AUGCCACCAAGUCCACGAAUCAACCAACUGGGAUUUAGCACAUCGACAGACUUAGUUAAAGUUGUUCAUCAGCCUGGCUGUUUAGAUCCAAACUGCCUUCUUCCAUCGUGUAUAAACAUCAAGAUGCAAAGGAGUCAUUUGCAAACGUGCACGAAAACACCUGGGACCUGCGACGUUUGCAAACAGCUGAAAAGCAGCGCGAAAAAGGGAGUUUUGCCCUUCAGUCUUACAGGGUCCCCAUCAAUGCAGCCCACUUCCUCGAAAGACGAAGAAGAUGACGAAGUCACCAUAAUAGAAGUGACCCCUAACAUAGCUCGUGAUAACCACAAGAUGAACCAGCAAAUAUCCACCAUGAAAGCUAUGAACUCUGACACUGCUUACAACAACCUAAAGAAUCUACAACAGAUUUCAUACGAUUCUGUGACACGCCAAGAUAAAGCAGCCGUCAGAUAUGGUUUUUCCAAUCAAGCACAAAUGCGUCCAGGAACCUUUCAGUUUAGUAACUUUAACAGCCUCAAUACAAGUAGCCAAGCCUUUCAACCUCCUUUGGAAGUGCUUUGUAAUACCUUACAAGCGCUAAACACCUUUAUCAGGCUGGCGAGUUCAUCUCAGUUAGAGUUGCAAGUUAUUCCUCUGUUGGAGCAAGCCCUUGCCGAUAUGAAAGUAACAGCGCGGAAGCGUCUAGAUCUGGAAGGAGGAAUUAGUCCAAUGCCUGUUCCGAGGAACUCGUCUGUUGUGAUGGAGUACUGUGAUACUGAUGCAUGCAUUCCAGACAACCAGUGGCUCCGAGUCCAGCCACCGCCACCUCCACCGCCACCACCGGUAUCACCACCAUUUCCUUCAUCAACGCUGCAGUCGACGUCGCCAAUGUCAUCAUCAGUAUCUUUGGCCACGGCAUGGAAAUUACCAUCGUCAACAGUUAAGUCAUCCACGACGCUACUUUCCCAUGGUGAAGAGUCGACUUAUGGAGACGCCGAAAAUGACGAAUCCCAGUUUGAUCUGCAGGAUAUCAUUCUGCUGGAUUUCGUAGACGAGUUGCUUGGAUGA
Porites lobata is the source of this 1047-nucleotide messenger RNA. NCBI's taxonomy places the organism in Eukaryota, Metazoa, Cnidaria, Anthozoa, Scleractinia, Poritidae. The record is from the annotation of a GenBank genome assembly.